This is a messenger RNA of Papilio xuthus (Asian swallowtail), 1737 nucleotides long. RefSeq names its product cytospin-A-like. The transcript is spliced from 5 exons. The record is from RefSeq and is a predicted model, not a curated record. NCBI's taxonomy places the organism in Eukaryota, Metazoa, Arthropoda, Insecta, Lepidoptera, Papilionidae. Bases 104 to 514 code for a protein of 136 amino acids. Gene Ontology annotation, molecular function: protein binding.
GCCGCGCGCGCACCGCCCCACGCCGCCGCCGCAAGAGUGCGCGGCGAGCAACACGAACGUGCCGGACGAGGAGCGCGCGCUGGCCAGCCUGCACCAGAAGGCGAUGGAGUCCUUCGUGCGCCGCAACAGUUACGGCGACAUCUGUGAGCGCAAGGACCCGCUGAACGCGCUGCAGGUGAAGAACGGCGGCUCGAAGCGCAACGCGCUGCUCAAGUGGUGCCAGCAGAAGACCAUGGGCUACAACAACAUCGACAUCACAAACUUCAGCUCCUCGUGGAACGACGGGUUGGCGCUGUGCGCGCUGCUGCACUCGUACGUGGGGUCCGGGCGCGUGCCGUACGCCGACCUCACGCCGCACGACAAGCGCACCAACUUCGCGCUGGCCUUCGCCGCCGCCGAGGCCGCCGGCAUUCCCACCACGCUGAACAUUCAGGACAUGAUCCAGCAGGAGCGGCCCGACUGGCAGCAGGUGAUGGCGUACGUCACCAGCAUCUACAAGCACUUCGAGACCUAGGCCUCCCCAGGACCGCUGAGACUAUGCCGAGCGUGGCUUGUGAUUAUCAGAAAAGUAAUGUUUAGUAGGUAUACAUUCCGCGGUGCGCCGACGACAGAUGCCGUCUUACUGUGACUAAGACUGAUAGGUUAGCGGGCGGGUUAGCGACUGAUUGUGGACCUUGCGGCGACGGCGCACGGUCGAACUUGGCUCGUCACGCCGGCGCGAGCUCCGGGCGCGGCGCCUCGUGCUCGCGUAUUUGUACCGUCUUAAAGACGAGUCGUAACUCCACUGCAUAUAAAACCGUUCUGGAAUUGUUUCGCUAUAUUUUUAUGUUUUGAAUUCGUUUGAAUGUGAUCUGCAUGCAUGUAUAAUUAAGGUUAAUUGUAUGUACAGUAAAUGAUCGCGAGGUGUUGGAGCAGCCUUACAUUGUGCGUGUGAGACUGGACACAAUGCAAACGUUGAAGCUACGUUUAGUAAAUGAAUUAUUGUCUAUUUUCUGAUAUUUGUAUUUUGUACAUACAUAUAUAUGUAAAGCUUAAAUAAAGUUCCUCAUUUAUAAUACAACAGUUGUUUUCAUUUGGAAGCUAAUUGUGACACUAUUCUGGCGAGCCCACACCAAACACAAGUAUCAAUGUAGCGCUAACUUGUACGUUAUCUAAUUAUUUGUUUUGUCCAUUUAACCGCGACAUUCGCGUGCGCAGUUAGAACCCCACCCCCCCACCGACACACCCUCUGUUUAACGAAAAAUAUGUAUCGAUCUCAGUUUUACCUAAUAAAUGCGAAUGUCAAGAUGGGUGGGUGUUUCUUUGAACGUACGUCCGAAACGGAGGGAAAUUCUAGUUACGUUAUUUCGAUUUUAGUUUUUUUUUAAUAUUUCGUAAUUUUUUGUUAAAUAAAUGUUACUACAAUGACUACAAGUUUGAUGUAAUGAAUUUGAACUUGAGUGAAAAGUAAAUAGUAUUUAAUUGAUCAUAGAACAAUGUGAACUCUAGGAAUUAUAAAUUGAACGAGCCAAGGUUAUCAUAACGUGACGUGGAGGAGCUGGGGGUCGCAGGUCGCGUGUCGCGGCUCGCGGUCGUCGAUACGCGUCGCAAACUUUACGUAUGUCAACGACGCGCGAAAAUUAUCAUUGCAUUAUCAGUAAAGUGGACACAUGAUAACCUCAGCGCUGGAGGAGGCCACGCGCCACCCAAAUUUUCGCUCACCCAGACCUUGCUGGUUGUUCUUGAAUUGUGACCAAG